Molecule: messenger RNA, 1677 nt
Organism: Myxocyprinus asiaticus (Chinese sucker)
Lineage: Eukaryota; Metazoa; Chordata; Actinopteri; Cypriniformes; Catostomidae
Gene: med1l
Exons: 17
Coding region: 4-1677 (557 amino acids)
Biological process (GO): cellular response to thyroid hormone stimulus; regulation of transcription by RNA polymerase II
Cellular component (GO): mediator complex
Molecular function (GO): transcription coregulator activity; nuclear vitamin D receptor binding; nuclear thyroid hormone receptor binding
Source: RefSeq, a predicted model, not a curated record
AAUAUGAAGACCAAAUAUUCCAUGUCUGACCUAAAGUCCAAAUAUGCUGAUAAAUCUUGGAAUGAGACCGUUCAGCUGGUGCGAAGAUGUAUGGACAAAACAAAAGCAGACAGCAGAGUUUGUGAGCCAAUCACAAAGUGUCUUCAGAAGAUCAACGAGGCACUCAAUGUGUCCUCCCUAAAAGCCAUGGUGUCCAGACUGGAAAUGGUUGCCAAACAAAGAGGAUUGGGAUCACACUUAAGCCCCACAGAGACUGUGUGUUAUCUGACAGCAGACCUGUUUUACAUUGAGGUGGUGAUGUUGCCAGGGGGCCAAGUGGAAGACGUGAGGGUGGCCCAUCACGGUGAAGUUCCUGUGUCAAGCACAUCACUUCUUCACUUGCUAAGGAUGAAGAAAUUUCAAGUCUUCUCUCUGAAGUUGGAGGACCUUGCCUCUUUUUACAAUAUACCAGGAGACAGUGAUGUGAAGAUUAAAAUCUACACCUCCCUUCGGCACCUGGAAUGCGAUCUUUUUAAGAUAUCGCAUUUACCAAGAUCUUUGAGACAAAGUGACCUUCAUGUUGACCUCAUUCUGAAUGGCAGGAUUGGGAACGUCCAGCCGGGCAAAGAGGGAACACCAAUGAAAAUCGAGUACUAUAUAAGUCCAUUAGAUGUUCUGAUGGGGAUGCCAAGCACGGGCGAGGUUAGUCACGGCCAGGUUGCCUUGGUAACAGUGGGGAGCAGUGACACCUCACACAGGCUGCAGAUGGAAUCCUUGAUCCCUUCUCCGCCCCAGGUCGACUCAUUUGGGUUUUCGGUAUUUCAGCCGCUCACUGAAUCAUGCUCUGAAUUACUGCCUGCCACCUUUCUCCUCAAACUGCAGCCACCACUACCCAUGCUUUCAUCCUUCAUUGAGAAAAUGGCCAAGAUUACAGAUGGUGUUAUACCUAAAACACCCCUGCAGGUGGAGCCUCUACCUCAGCUUCUCAUGAAGACCAGCACCAGCUUGAAGAACUCAAAGAUGUCCUGGGCAGAGGUGGUUCAGUUUAUUGUGCCACUGCCGGCCUCUGAGUGCCACAGUUAUGUGCUUUCUGGGGCUGAAUGGGACCAUGAGGCAUGGAAAGGAGCCCUAAUUCACACAGUCCCCUUCUCUCAUCCUGGCCACGUCCCUGUUUUACUGGAAAUCCUUCGCCAUCAGUCUGCUAUCAAUGUACUACUGGCGAGCUGUCUCAGUAACCCCAACCACCACAUAGAUGCUGGCUCAUUGUAUGACCUGAGAUGCGAGAUCCUUCCAGAAUCAGACCACUGCCUUUCUGUUACCUUUAGUCUUCCAGAUGGCAACCACCUGGCUGUCCUUCUGGUGAUGGUUGUAGAUUCUCGUCAGGUGAGCUGCAGACUUCUGAUGCCUGAUUUCAUGGAUCAUAAACUAGAUGACUACAUAUCCAGAGUCCUUAUGCGGUGUAUGUCCAUUCCCAUAACAAUGAGGGCCAUACGCAGGAAAGUGGCCAGUGUGAUGACCCCUCCCUUGCCUGCAGCUGACCAAGAGCCCACUACUGAAAUGGAGGGCAUCUCUUCAACAACUCCUCCCCAAGUGGCUGAUAAUGCUAAUACAGAUGCUAUUGCUAACCCUUCUUACUGUGCUUCUCUGAGUGUCUAUUCACACUGGGUGACCAGUGGUCAUCCUGCAGAGAUUCUAUAG